AUAAUAAAUUGUCAUGCUCGCCCCGGCCCCCUCAAUGUUAAUUAAUUGAUUGAUGAGUUGAUUAAUAAAAUGGCGGGCAUGACUUUCACUCCUGGUGUGCUAGAGUCCAAGCUAAGGGACCUCAACUCUACAAUGCAGAGCAUACAGGAGCUCUCACAAUGGCUGAUAAAUAACAAGAAACACGCUAAGUCAGUGGUGGGCAUAUGGUUCAGAGAAAUGCAGAAAGCUUCUUCAAGUAGAAAGCUCACUCUGGUGUAUCUUGCCAAUGACGUUAUUCAAAACUCGCGUCGCAAAGGACCAGAAUAUAAAACUGAGUUUGCCAAGGCACUCCCUCGGGCACUUCAUCUUGUUGCAAAAGACAAGGAUCAGAGCGUUACCAAAUCAGUGACUCACGUGAUAUCAAUAUGGAAAGAGAGGCGGGUUUUUGAGGACGAGACCAUUAGCAAAUUUAAUACGAUUCUGAGCAGUGGUCAUUAUAAAAGAUCAAAGAGUGAAUCAGAUGCAUUAUCUACUAGCUCUAGAGUUGAGGAAUCAUCAUCAAUGGGUGUGGUUAUUGAUUCUGAGACAACUCCGCCCCCUCAAGAAGACCCACCUAAUGGUAGAGAACCUCCUCAGGUUGAUGUAUUGCUGAAGCUUAUGACCUCAGUAGAUGGUGAGAAGUCAGCAAUACAAGACAUGGCACUUAGACAAAGGAUAGCCAACUUUCCCUCUCAUCUCUACGACGUUGACAUACUAUCAAAAUUAAAGAGUAAGGAGGCAUGCCAGGAGCUGUUGGAAGAAGUCAAAGAGCCUCUUGAGAUAUUAUCUCAAUAUACAAAGAAGAUGGAAGAUGAGCUAAAGGAGAGACAAGAGAUAGAACAGUUGCUGGAGAGCUUUCUGUGGCUGCAUCAAUGUCUCCUUUAUAAAGCUAGAGAAAGACAGAAAGAUUAUAGGCAGAAGAUGGAGCAAUGUCAACACGUUAAAGUGACUCUCAAUUCACAUAUUGCAAGUCUUCCUGAUUUAGCUGCUCCUAAUUCAGACUCUUUAGCUCCACUACCAUCAAUUGGAGAUCUUUUCUCUUAAUAAUAAUAAUAGUAAUAAUAAUAAUAAUAAUAAUCAUUA
Messenger RNA from Amphimedon queenslandica, 1101 nucleotides. RefSeq names its product regulation of nuclear pre-mRNA domain-containing protein 1B-like. The record is from RefSeq and is a predicted model, not a curated record. Lineage: Eukaryota; Metazoa; Porifera; Demospongiae; Haplosclerida; Niphatidae. The coding region runs from base 70 to 1062 and encodes 330 amino acids. The transcript is spliced from 7 exons. Gene Ontology annotation, molecular function: RNA polymerase II complex binding. Gene Ontology annotation, biological process: mRNA 3'-end processing.